Eriocheir sinensis (Chinese mitten crab) is the source of this 278-nucleotide messenger RNA. Its product is annotated as probable maltase-glucoamylase 2. The record is from RefSeq and is a predicted model, not a curated record. Gene Ontology annotation, biological process: carbohydrate metabolic process. Gene Ontology annotation, molecular function: alpha-1,4-glucosidase activity; carbohydrate binding. Lineage: Eukaryota; Metazoa; Arthropoda; Malacostraca; Decapoda; Varunidae.
GGUCCCGCAGUGUGUCCAGUCAGUUCCUGGUGGGCUCCGGACUGCUGGUGAGUCCCGUGCUGCAGUCCGUCGGGGAGCAGGACAGUGUGGACGCCAACCUGCACUUCCCGCCCGGCCGGUGGUACAACUUCUUCUCGGGUGCGACGGAGGCUGACGGAGUGAACAGCACCGACAACGUCAUCCCGACACUGCUCGCCGACGUGAACGUGCACGUGCGUGGCGGGUGCAGCAGCUGCAGGAACUUGCACAGUCUAAAGCCAUUCUAUGUUGCCUUCUGA